Messenger RNA from Anoplophora glabripennis (Asian longhorned beetle), 1175 nucleotides. RefSeq lists its product as uncharacterized. Lineage: Eukaryota; Metazoa; Arthropoda; Insecta; Coleoptera; Cerambycidae. The transcript has 4 exons. The coding region runs from base 41 to 979 and encodes 312 amino acids. The record is from RefSeq and is a predicted model, not a curated record. Gene Ontology annotation, molecular function: protein binding.
UUAUCUUAGUAGUUUCUAUGUUUCUGCAAUUUGGGCCGCAAUGUUAAGGAUCGGUUUCUGUAUUUUUGCGGUUAUCAGUGCCCUUGCUGGUGCAAAUGCCCAGGACUGCAUUCCCAUGAGUGUUACGAACAUAACCCUCAGCUUCCUCGGGAGGCUCUCCUGGGCCGUUAGAGCGGACGAAACCUGCGAAAUCACCCACUUCAUGGUUCACAUGUCUGAGCCAGACCAGGACGCUAGAUUCAGGUUUAAAUCUUUUACCACGACCUUGAACGUUGACUUCCUCAUGGCUUGCGAUCUGUGGCAUUUCAACAUUGUACCCCACGUCAAUGACGUGGAAGGGGACGGACAUGUUUUUGUCAGCAAGAUGCCAGUACCUAUGGAUGCGGAUCUCACCAUUGGAUUAAUCAACGUCACCCGCCCAGAAGAAGAGGAUUACCUCCGCCUUCAGUGGGACCUCAACAAUCCUUUCUUCGGGGACUGCUCCCUCAGAUACCGAGUCACGGUGUCGGGAGACGACGACGACGUCAUCACUGACAUAUACAAGGACGACAAGUACGUCAACCUCGAUUUUCUUUCCCCGUGCGUGAACUACGAGUUCGGUGUCAGGGUGAUCAACGCAGCGCCUCCCGUCAUGGAAGGUCCUCUGAGAUCGAUAGAGUACGAUUACCCACCAGCUGUUCAAACUCCCCCCACGCUGCAGUCCGUAACCCAAGGUGCCACCUUCAUCAACGUCACCUUCGCCUUGGAGCCGGCAGCGAGCAACAGGUGCCCCAUCAGGGAACUGUUGAUAGAUGGUGGCGAUUACUUCAACGUGACUGUCCCCCUGCACGAUGCCGAUGAAAGGGAGCCGGUCGAGGUGCAAAUAAGGUACCUGCGCCCCAACAGCAUGUACUUGCUGAGAACUUCGGUGCAGAACAGCGCCGGUUGGUCGCAAUCGAGCAUCGUCGCGGUUCAGACAUUGGAAUUGACAGCGAACUGAGGAUUAGUUAGUUGUGAAGCGGAAAUAUGUAUUAAUUUUGCCUGUAAUCUGUCGCUAGUGUUAGAAAUUGUCUUCUUCGUCUUCCUUAAGUGUCCCUAUUAUAGUCUAAGAGCUGUAUCAAAGUCGAUUUUUUAAGUUUUGGUACAAAGAAUAAGUGUACAGGGUGAAAAGGUAAAUAAAAUGCUUUUUUACAACA